Polyodon spathula (Mississippi paddlefish) is the source of this 3080-nucleotide messenger RNA. RefSeq names its product multifunctional procollagen lysine hydroxylase and glycosyltransferase LH3-like. Gene Ontology annotation, molecular function: L-ascorbic acid binding; procollagen-lysine 5-dioxygenase activity; iron ion binding. The record is from RefSeq and is a predicted model, not a curated record. Gene Ontology annotation, cellular component: endoplasmic reticulum. Gene Ontology annotation, biological process: peptidyl-lysine hydroxylation. The transcript has 18 exons. Lineage: Eukaryota; Metazoa; Chordata; Actinopteri; Acipenseriformes; Polyodontidae.
UCCCGUUUUCCACAAGAACUGGAGGCGGCGUUUGCAGCUAUGAAUGUUGCACAGCGCUGGCGGAGCUGCGGAGGGAUGGGUUUUGCAAUGAAAUUCCUGGUCUGUGCGGUGUUUCUAGCAGCGAUAACACCAGUCCAGGCUGCAGACCGUAAAUCCAUACCUUCAGAGAACUUGCUGGUUAUAACAGCAGCUACGAGGGAGACAGAUGGGUUCAAGCGCUUCAUGAGAACAGCCAGGCAGUUUAACUACACAGUCAAGGUCCUGGGCCUGGGGGAGGACUGGAAGGGGGGGGACGUGGCCCGCACUGUGGGAGGCGGUCAGAAGGUGAGGUGGCUGAAGGAGGAGAUGGAGCAGCACGCUGACAGGGACGAGCUAGUGGUGAUGUUCGUUGACAGCUAUGACGUGAUCUUUGCCAGCGGCCCUCGAGAGCUGCUGUUGAAGUUUCAGCGUUUCAAUCACAGGGUGGUUUUCUCGGCUGAAGGGUUCUGCUGGCCGGACCAGAAGCUAGCGUCCAAGUACCCCCCUGUGUACAACGGCAAGCGCUACCUCAACUCCGGAGGGUUCAUUGGCUAUGCGACUGACCUAAGCCAGCUGGUUCGUUCAUGGUCACUCCGUGAUGACGACGAUGACCAGCUGUUCUACACCAACAUCUACCUGGACAAGGUCCAGCGGGAAAAAUUCAACAUGACACUAGACCACAGAUCAAAGAUAUUUCAGAAUCUCAACGGCGCUGUCGAGGAAGUGGUGCUGAAGUUCGAGAAGGGGCGUGUCCGAGCCAGAAACGUGGCCUAUGACACGCUUCCUGUCGUCGUCCAUGGAAACGGGCCCACGAAGCUCCAGCUGAACUACCUGGGGAACUACGUACCGACCGCCUGGACUCACGAGGGGGGCUGCGAGAUCUGCAACACUGACCUGCUGGAUCUCACACAGCUCCAGGACGAGGAGCUGCCGCAGGUUUUGAUCGCCGUGUUCGUCGAGCAGCCCACACCCUUCUUCCCAGAGUUCCUGGAGAGGCUGGUAACCAUGGACUACCCGAGCAACAAGAUCAGCCUGUUCAUCCACAACAACGAAGUGUAUCACGAGAAGCACGUUCAGGCCUUCUGGGUAAAACACAAGGACAAGUUUCACAAAACCAAGCUCGUCGGACCGGAGGAGAAUCUGAAGCACGGCGAGGCCAGGAACAUGGGCAUGGACUCCUGCCGUCGGGACCCGCGCUGUGAUUACUACCUCAGCAUUGACGCAGACGUGGCGCUGGUCAACCCAGAGACCCUGAAGAUCCUGAUCGAAGAGAACAAGUCUGUGAUCGCUCCCAUGAUGUCUCGUUCCGGCAAGCUCUGGUCUAAUUUCUGGGGUGCGCUCAGCCCGGAGGGGUACUACUCCCGCUCGGAGGAUUACAUCGACGUGGUGCAGGGCAAGAGAGUGGGCGUGUGGAACGUGCCCUACAUCACGCAGGUGUACCUGGUGAAGGGGCAGACCCUGCGCAGCGAGCUGGCUCGGAGAGACAUGUUCACCCAGGAGGGCAUGGACCCCGACAUGGUGUUCUGCAGGAACGUGCGGGAGCAGGGAGUGUUCAUGUUCCUCACCAACAGGGAUGAGUUUGGCAGGCUGAUCUCCACCGCCAAUUACAACACCAGCCGUCUCCAUAGCGACAUGUGGCAGAUCUUCGAGAACCCGGUGGAUUGGAAGGAGAAAUACAUCCAUGAAAACUAUUCAAAAAUAUUCGAGGAAGACGGUACAGUGGACCAGGUAAGACAGGAUGGGUUUCAGAAACAAUGAUUCCCACAGUGAAAGCAUAGGGAAGCGUUGCAAAGCACUGAUAGGUUUCUAAGCCAGGGAUCGCAGGGGUCCCAGAGGGACGAGCGUUUAUCAGGGGGUUACGAGAACGUUCCCACCGUCGAUAUCCACAUGAACCAGAUCGGCUUCGAGGAGGAGUGGCUGAAAUUCCUGAAGGACUAUAUCGUUCCCGUCACGGAGAAGCUCUACCCAGGCUACUAUCCCAAGGCCCAGGCUGUAAUGAACUUUGUGGUUCGGUACCGACCAAACGAACAGCCUUCUCUGCGCCCUCACCACGAUUCAUCCACGUUCACCAUCAACGUGGCUCUCAACAGCAAAGGACAGGACUUCCAGGGGGGCGGCUGUCGAUUCCUUCGCUACAACUGCAGCGUCGAAGCCCCCCGGAAAGGGUGGUCUUUCAUGCACCCCGGCCGCCUGACGCAUUACCACGAGGGCCUGCCCACCACGCAGGGCACCAGAUACAUCAUGGUCUCCUUCGUGGACCCCUAGUCUCGAGAGGGAGACCUGGGUUUGUGUUGUACAGGUGGAUAGGAAACUGUCGCCAUUUUAGCUCCAGCGCGGUUAAGAUGGCGGAUCGAGUUGGAGAGCAGAUUGAGCCAAAAUGGGCGACACCGGGCUACAGUUUCCUCACCUAACCCUUGGUUUCUUAUGCAGGUUUAUCAGAGGCAAUUUCUAAUGAAAAACUCACUUAGUUUUGAGGUUGCUCUAUCACACAACAGAACCGCUCCGAGGAGCGACUGAAGCAGAACAUUUCAAAAGCACUCCUUUUUAGAAAUAGAUUAGAAAUACUGACUAGGUAAAGCUUUUUGUAUUAUUAUUAUUAUAAUUAUUAUUAUUGGCAGACCAAAAAAACUAUCCUUUAUCAUAUUGAAGCGACAUCUUUAUGUGCGUUUCAUUAUCUAUUUGUAUUGUUUUUAAUUUUCUUUUUUAGAAUUUUUAUUUAAAAUCGCAAGGGAAAGCUGGCAUUAGUUGUUAUGAGAUAGAAAGAGACAGCAACACACUCUUGAUUGAUUGAUUGAUUGAUUGAUUGAUUGACAGAGUGUUCAGUAGAGCCAAUGCCAGCCUGUUGAAAAUUGCAUGUAGGUUUUGUUUUUGAUUCUUUUGGAUAAAGUCUUUUUCUGAAGCGGUUUCCCUGGGUCAGUUCCGAAGUGAUUCUGAGAGCGCAGAGUGACCGAGCAAAUCCACACACGAGGCGAUCGGGUGAGAACAGCAAGCGAGGCCACACGGGAAACUGACGACUUUUAUCCAAAAAAAAAAAAAUAGAAAACAUUUUGUAAGGUUUGGAA